AUGUGCGGUCACGUUAUGCGCGGUCGCUUCACCCCUCGCUGCCCCGAGCUCAGCGUCGAUUACUCUACCGCCUGGUCUCCCCAGGUCCGCAUUCCGGUCCUCAUCCUUAUCACCCUUUUCUUCAUGUGUAUGCAUCCGGCUGUUGCCAAUGCCACCAAGCGCGCCAUCUGGAUGGUCGUCAAGCCCAUUGCUCUCCUCAUCGGCUACUUCUCUGUUGCUAUCGUCCGCACCUUGAUCUUCGCCUUCAUUGAUGGACCCAAUAUGGUUGUCACGGUCCUUACUCCAGAUAAGCGCAACGGCAUCGACUUCCUCGACAUCGAUGUCGAGAACAACACCAAGCUCAAUGCCAUCUGGAGCCGUCUCCACACUGAGGAGGAGUGGGUUCCUGGUGGCGUCUUCGACAAGAAGUACAAGCCCUUCCUGCCUGCCAGAAAUAUGAAAAUGGCUGGCCCUCGUCAGAAGAAGGUCAUGACCCGCGACCGUGGCCUGUCUUGCUAG
Molecule: messenger RNA, 498 nt
Organism: Colletotrichum orchidophilum
Lineage: Eukaryota; Fungi; Ascomycota; Sordariomycetes; Glomerellales; Glomerellaceae
Exons: 1
Coding region: 1-498 (165 amino acids)
Source: RefSeq, a predicted model, not a curated record